Theobroma cacao (cacao) is the source of this 1209-nucleotide messenger RNA. NCBI's taxonomy places the organism in Eukaryota, Viridiplantae, Streptophyta, Magnoliopsida, Malvales, Malvaceae. The record is from RefSeq and is a predicted model, not a curated record.
CAAGGUUUGGCCGUUUGGAUCUUUUAAUGCAUUUCUUAAAGACCUAUAAAAUGCCCACAAACGCUUCUAUUUGUCACCACCCAGAAAUCAAAACGCCUAAGCCAAUGGGUUCCCCUCCUCCUUCCUCUUCCAUUGCUAACGGCGGCGGCGGAACCGGUGGUGAAACAAUUCCCAACCUUCAUCCAGAUAUAAUCCAAGCUCACAUCCUCGCACGACUCGACGGUCCCACCCUUGCCUCCACCUCCUGCGUUUCCUCUCACUUACGUUCCCUCUCGACCAAAGAAAAUCUCUGGCGUCACAUCUGUUCUUCCACGUGGCCUUCUGUUAAUCAACCACGUGCCAAACAAGUCAUUUCCACCUUCCCUUCCGGUCACCGCUCCUUCUUCUCCGACUCAUUCCCGUUUCCCAAUCUCCAAUCGGUAAAACUCAACGUCAAAUCUUCGACUUUGGCAACGGAAUUAAUCUUAGCUGUUGAUAUUUACUAUCAAGGAAACCCCAUUUGUUCUAAAGUUGAAGAAAUCGAAACGUCAAGCAGCUGGUUCUUGUCUUCACCUUUUCGGGUGGAUUUAAUUGACCCGAAAAACUCAACUCCGGCACCGAUAAAAUAUGGUGUUGGAAAGGAUAACACGGGGCUAAAACACAUGGAGGAGAACUUGAGUUUGAGUUGGAUAGUUAUUGACCCGGCCCGGAAAAAGGCGGUUAAUAUGUCGAGUAAGAGAGCUGUUUCUGUGCAACGGCACUGGUUGACAGGUAAUGUGCAGGUGCGAUUUGGGACGGUGAUGGAGGGAGAUGAAGGGUGGGGAUCGUCGAGAGAGAUGGUGGAGUGUGGGGUAGUGGUCACUUGCGGGGGAAAUGAAGGAGGGGACAUGCACGUGAGGGAAGUGAGUAUGGUGAUGGAGGACAUGGAAGGGAAAGGAUUGAGCGGGGUGGAGAGUUUGGUAAUUUUGGAAGGGGUUAUGGAGAGUGGGCGGAGGAAGAAGGGAGGGAAAGAGAAAUACGAAGAGUUUGUGGAGAGGAAAAAGGAGAGAAAAGAAAGGAAGGAGAGGAGGGAUAGAGUUUUGGACUUGGUUUGCCUCAUCGCCGGUUGUGGAGCUUUUUGGUCUUUAAUUCUGUUCACUGCAAUUUAAAAUCUGAAUAUAUUUAUUAUUUGUUCAAUUAAUUAUGAAAUAAAAAUGUUAAUUGCUAAUAUUAAAUUAUUUUUUCACUCAA